AUGAGUGACUUCAGCAUUGAGUAUAUCCUGAACCGUGCCGGCGACAGAUAUGUGGGUACGAAUGCCUCCUUGGGAGUCAUACAACGACUACGCGGUAGUUUGCCAUUCCACCCGUACGCCGGAUAUCCCACCAAGGAGCUUCGAGCAUCUCCGCCAGCUGCAGAGGAGGCUAAGGUACCGGUGUACGACUGGCUGCAGUAUACCCGUUACCAUCCUCCCAAGCUUCCGCGGGGACUGCGGCAGAGUGCUCCCGCGAAACGGACGCCAGGCCGUCUGCCCCGCAUUCCUUUUACGCCCCAUCAGCUCCAGGCGCUGGAGAGCGCCUACAAGGAGUCCAACUACCUGAGUGCCGAGGAUGCCAACAAGCUGGCCGAGACCUUGGACCUGACCAACACCCGGGUGAAGAUCUGGUUCCAGAACCGACGGGCUCGCGAGAGACGGGAGAAACGUGAAAAGGACGAGAGCUGUGACUCCACCUUCUCAUCAAAUGCCUCCAGUCCGGAACCGGAAAUGAUCGUUGUCGUUUAA
Drosophila serrata is the source of this 528-nucleotide messenger RNA. RefSeq names its product homeobox protein MSX-2. Gene Ontology annotation, molecular function: DNA binding; DNA-binding transcription factor activity, RNA polymerase II-specific. Gene Ontology annotation, biological process: regulation of DNA-templated transcription. NCBI's taxonomy places the organism in Eukaryota, Metazoa, Arthropoda, Insecta, Diptera, Drosophilidae. The record is from RefSeq and is a predicted model, not a curated record.